Messenger RNA from Cajanus cajan (pigeon pea), 1587 nucleotides. RefSeq names its product serine acetyltransferase 1, chloroplastic. Gene Ontology annotation, molecular function: L-serine O-acetyltransferase activity. The record is from RefSeq and is a predicted model, not a curated record. Lineage: Eukaryota; Viridiplantae; Streptophyta; Magnoliopsida; Fabales; Fabaceae. Gene Ontology annotation, cellular component: cytoplasm.
AUUAGAAAACACUUACUUUAAAUUUUGAAUUAUAAACAGAAAUUUUGCAGCAGUCUCUUGGAUCUGCUUAAUCUAAACCUUGUUCUUCCUUUUGGUGGCACAAAUCGUGUUCAGAAAUUCCUUUCCUUCCAAAUCAUUUUCCCAGAAAAGCUUCCAAUUUUGCCUCAAAAUCAUGAUGAGAAGACACACCCUUUUGACUCAAUCCCCAAAACGAUUGUCCCUCUUCUUUGUUGGUCACAACCACCCAACUGAUCCACACUCCCUUGUAACUCAAUCACCAAAACAAGUCUCCCAAAUCCAUCAUCAUUGGUGUGGUCACCCCAAAACCUUAAAACCCACUUUCACUUUCAACAACUUGCACACUGGUUCCACAGUGGAAGAACCAGUUGAAGUGGAUGAGGUUGAAUUCGAUGUGUGGUUAAAGAUGCAAGAGGAAGCUAGACUCGAUGUCACUGUGGAACCAAUCUUGUCUAGUUACUACCACACUUCCAUUCUCUCUCACAAAUCAUUACCAACCGCGUUGGCCAACCACCUUGCCAUCAAACUCAGCAGUGAAAGCCUUCCAAGUGCCACACUUUCUCAUAUUUUUGUCACAGUUCUGGAAGAUGAUCAAGCCGUCAUGGAUUCUGUUAAGUGUGAUCUGAGGGCAGUGAAGGAGAGAGACCCUGCAUGCAUAUCUCACGUGCACUGCUUCUUGAACUUCAAAGGCUUUCUUUCAUGUCAGGCUCAUAGGGUGGCUCACAAUUUGUGGCUUCAGGGGAGAAGGAUUCUAGCUGUCAUGAUCCAGAAUCGUGUUUCUGAAGUUUUUGGGGUGGAUAUUCAUCCUGGGGCUAAAAUUGGAAGUGGGAUUUUGCUGGAUCAUGCAACUGGGAUUGUGGUGGGAGAAACGGCUGUGAUAGGGAACAAUGUGUCAAUUUUGCAUAGUGUGACUUUGGGAGGGACUGGUAAGGUUUCGGGGGAUAGGCAUCCUAAGAUUGGUGAUGGGGUGCUCAUAGGUGCAGGAACUUGUAUCUUGGGAAAUAUUAGGGUUGGUGAGGGGGCUAAGAUUGGUGCUGGCUCUGUGGUCAUCAAGGAUGUGCCUCCAAGGACUACUGUUGUCGGGAACCCGGCUAAGCUGGUUGGAGGGAAGAACAACCCUGUUAAGUUGGAUAAGAUUCCUAGCUUCACCAUGGACCAUACUUCAAAUAUUUCUGAAUUUUAUGAUUAUUGUGUUUAGGCUCUAGAGUGUAAUAUAAUGUAAUCCUCAGGCAUGUAUGUUUUUGAAUUGUGUUUAGAAUUAUAGGUGAAAUGAUUUUAAUUGGGGUUGUUCUUGUUUAUUACUUUUUAGUGGCAAUACUGAGAUCAGAAUCUAGAACCUCAGGUGUAUUACUCAAAUUUCUUACCACUAAGUCCUCCCUAGUGGUUAGUGAAGCUGUUCCAGUUGGUUAAAAGAGAAUUCAUGUUGCCCUGCUAACAAUAAUAAAAAUGAAAAUAAUAGUGACAGAACUCCUUGAUUACUGUUUUAGGUAUGCACAACAGCUGUAUCUAUGCAUGUAUGAGUGUGUUGUUGAAAGGUGCUAUAUAUGAAUUUGGCUUUUAUUGCUUUCA